GGGGUGAGAGGAUGAACGCGACUUUUUUGGCCGAGGAAUAGGUGGCUACAUCUUUCCUUAUUUGGAAAUCUUUGGAGGCUGGUGCUUUGAGUGCGAUUGUGUUAGGUGCGUUUUGCGCAUUCAUGUUGGUAGUCCUUGCAGCGACCGCAAAUGCAGCGAUCCUGGCGUUCGUCCUGUGCAUUUCCGCUGUCAGCGCCUUUCUGGCUUUCUUCUUGACGACACUCUCGGUCAUCUACUUGGUUUCGUUGGCGGUCUCGGCAGCGUUCAUCUCCAUUCUCACUUUUGCAGCGAUUUCGGCGACCGUCUGUAUCGCCUUCACGGUGGCCUUCCUGUGGGUUGUCGUCCGCAGUCUGAAGUUCGGAGUGCAGUGCGCACGGACCAUGGCGCUGUCAUCGGGCGAACAUCCGAUGCUACCCCCCACGGUACCACUCUCCACGACGGCAACGACUCCCGUCUCCUUGAAUAGCAGAGGGAGCUAUGCGAAACUCGACGGCUUCGACUACUGCGGCCCGGAGCUGGACGGCAUCGUUCUCACGAAACCCGAUGCUAGUACGCCUGCGAGUAUGCCUGCGCAUCCUGGGAACACGAGAGUUGACGUCCCCGCCGACGCUGGUGCGAAGUAGAUCACAAUAACCACACCAUUAACAAACAAGAGUGAAAACCCCUUUCCGUCAAACAGGGAACUCCACAGCCAGGAUAAAAAACUCCGCAGCCAGACGGAAUCGAACCGGUGAAACCUCAGCCAUAUAAGCCGGACGCCUCUGUUGCGAACUCUGCUGGUGCGAAGUAGAGAAUAGGAGAGGAAAGAUAGAUACGGUGAAGAAGAUUUUGCUGCUGAAAAAAUGGAGGAAGAGACAGAGGACAGGUGGCACUUGUGAAGGGUCCAAAGUGGGGGGGGACAAGAAGACAUCAAAUGUGGAUGUUUGUGGAAGAUUGAGUGAAAGUUAAAGCCGCUGUCGCCGUCGAUGCUUGCGGCAAGGAUGGCGCGAGGAGAAUGGUGCUUUUUUAAAGAUUCGGUGGAUGUAGCGAAGAGAGAGACUGUAUCAAGGAAAUGGAGGAAGCAGAGUGAAAACGCACAUAGGCAUGCUGCCGGUGCUUGUUCCUCGUAAAGGAAAACAGUGACAAGCGAAAAUGGAUGUCAUGGGAGUGAUUGGGUAAGUGGUGGGCAUAGAUGGUUCUUUGUCAGCAGAGCUGUUCCCGGUGUCCUCAAGGAGCUUUUGCUGUCAUCCCUCUUGUCGUCUACACCGAGAG
This is a messenger RNA of Chara braunii, 1251 nucleotides long. The record is from the annotation of a GenBank genome assembly. NCBI's taxonomy places the organism in Eukaryota, Viridiplantae, Streptophyta, Charophyceae, Charales, Characeae.